Molecule: messenger RNA, 6352 nt
Organism: Canis lupus familiaris (dog)
Lineage: Eukaryota; Metazoa; Chordata; Mammalia; Carnivora; Canidae
Gene: MYO3B
Product: myosin IIIB
Exons: 37
Coding region: 453-4502 (1349 amino acids)
Biological process (GO): protein phosphorylation
Cellular component (GO): myosin complex
Molecular function (GO): ATP binding; protein kinase activity; cytoskeletal motor activity
Source: RefSeq, a predicted model, not a curated record
CUUCCGGUCGGCCCCGCGGCUGCGUCCCGGCCUCCCUCCUGCCGUCCCUCUCCCUGCUCCCUCACCCUUCCACGGCCACCGGCCCAGCUCGAGGCUCCGGGUGAGAUUCAACAGCAGAGAAGCAGCCCACAAACCAACUUUCCAUGUCCUCUGCUGCCGCUUGGCACUCGGCACAGCGGGCCCGCCCUUCGCCGUGGCCCCUCACAAAGCCGGCCUCCCCUCUCAGGCGGUGCUCCUCCUCGCUCCUGCCCGGGCCGCAGCCUCCACCAACGCUGGGGAUGCCUCGCUGACCCCCGCUCACCCGCGCCUCAGGCUUCCCCGAGCGUGAGCGCGGUGGUUCCAGAAGUUUCCGCGGAGGCUGAGAUUUUCAUGUAUUUGUACCUGAGAGACACGGAGAGAGAGGCGGCUCUCUGUGCAGAGCCGGAUGCGGGACUGGAUCAUAGGACCCUGGGAUGGCUACCUGGGCUAUCCAAGCCAAAGGAGAUGCAACCACUGAGCCACGCAGGAAACAUCUGUAUGGAUUGUUUCAUUACAACCACACAAUGCUUGGACUUGAAUCACUUCCAGAUCCUACUGAUACCUGGGAAAUUAUAGAGACCAUAGGUAAAGGCACCUAUGGCAAGGUCUAUAAAGUAACUAACAAGAAAGAUGGGAGCCUGGCUGCAGUAAAAAUUUUGGAUCCAGUCAGUGAUAUGGAUGAAGAAAUUGAAGCAGAAUACAACAUUUUGCAGUUUCUUCCUAAUCAUCCCAACGUUGUAAAGUUUUAUGGGAUGUUUUACAAAGCGGAUCACUGUGUGGGAGGACAGCUGUGGCUGGUCCUGGAGUUGUGUAAUGGGGGCUCAGUCACGGAGCUUGUCAAAGGUCUACUCAGGUGUGGCCAGCGAUUGGAUGAAGCAAUGAUCUCCUACAUCUUAUAUGGGGCCCUCUUGGGUCUUCAGCAUUUGCACAAUAACCGAAUCAUCCACCGUGAUGUCAAGGGGAAUAACAUUCUUCUGACAACAGAAGGAGGAGUUAAGCUCGUUGACUUUGGUGUCUCAGCUCAACUCACCAGUACACGUCUACGGAGAAACACAUCUGUUGGUACCCCGUUCUGGAUGGCUCCUGAGGUCAUUGCUUGUGAGCAGCAGUAUGACUCUUCCUAUGACGCUCGCUGUGACGUCUGGUCCUUGGGGAUCACAGCUAUUGAACUGGGGGACGGAGACCCUCCCCUCUUUGACAUGCAUCCUGUGAAAACGCUUUUUAAGAUUCCAAGAAAUCCUCCACCUACUUUACUCCAUCCAGAAGAAUGGUGUGAGGAAUUCAACCACUUUAUUUCACGGUGUCUUAUUAAGGAUUUUGAAAAGCGGCCUUCUGUCACACAUCUCCUUGACCACCCAUUUAUUAAAGGAGCCCACGGGAAGGUUUUAUUUCUGCAAAAACAGCUGGCCAAGGUCCUCCAAGACCAGAAGCAUCAAAACACUGUUGUUAAAACAAGGCAUGAAAGAAUGCAUACCAGAAGACCCUAUCACGUGGAAAAUGCUGAAAAAUACUGCCUUGAGGAUGAUUUGGUGAAUUUAGAGGUUCUGGAUGAGGAUACAAUUAUUCGUCAGUUGCAAAAGCGUUAUGUGGACUUGCUCAUUUACACCUAUGUUGGAGACAUCUUAAUUGCCUUAAACCCCUUCCAGAAUCUAAGCAUAUAUUCUCCACAGUUUUCCAGACUUUAUCAUGGGGUGAGACGUGCCUCCAAUCCCCCCCACAUAUUUGCAUCAGCAGAUGCUGCUUACCAAUGUAUGGUUACUUUCAGCAAAGACCAGUGCAUUGUCAUCAGUGGAGAAAGUGGCUCUGGGAAGACAGAGAGUGCCCACCUGAUUGUUCAGCAUUUGACUUUCUUGGGAAAGGCCAAUAAUCAGACCUUGAGAGAGAAAAUUCUGCAAGUCAACUCUCUGGUGGAAGCCUUUGGAAAUGCAUGCACUGCCAUCAAUGACAAUUCGAGCCGUUUUGGAAAAUAUCUGGAAAUGAUGUUUACACCAACCGGAGCUGUGAUGGGGGCAAGAAUAUCUGAAUAUCUCCUUGAAAAAUCCAGAGUUAUAAAACAGGCAGUGGGAGAGAAAAAUUUUCACAUAUUUUACUAUAUUUAUGCUGGUCUUUAUCACCAGAGGAAACUUUCUGAGUUUAGACUUCCUGAGGAAAAACCUCCUAGGUAUAUAGCUGAUGGAACUGGAAGGGUGAUACACAACAUAACUUCCAAGGAGUCUUACAGAAGACAAUUUGAAGCAAUUCAGCAUUGCUUCAGGACUAUAGGGUUCACUGACAAGGAGGUGCACUCAGUGUAUAGAAUUUUGGCUGGAAUUUUGAAUAUUGGAAACAUUGAGUUUGCAGCUAUUUCCUCUCAGCAUCAAACUGACAAAAGUGAGGUCCCCAAUGCUGAAGCUUUGGAAAAUGCUGCCUCUGUUCUCUGCAUCAGCCCCGAAGAACUCCAAGAGGCCCUUAUCUCACACUGUGUGGUCACCCGCGGUGAAACCAUCAUCCGUGCCAAUACUGUCGACAGGGCUGCGGAUGUCCGAGAUGCCAUGUCCAAAGCCCUGUAUGGGAGGCUCUUCAGUUGGAUUGUAAAUCGCAUCAAUACACUCCUGCAGCCAGACAAAAACAUAUGUAGUGCAGAUGAUGGUAUGAAUGUGGGGAUUUUGGAUAUUUUUGGAUUUGAGAACUUUGGGAGAAAUUCAUUUGAACAGCUCUGCAUAAACAUCGCCAAUGAGCAAAUCCAGUACUAUUUCAACCAGCAUGUUUUCGCUCUUGAGCAGAUGGAAUAUCAGAAUGAGGGCAUUGAUGCUACACUUGUGAUGUAUGAGGACAAUCGCCCACUCUUGGACAUGUUCCUCCAGAAACCUCUGGGACUGCUUGCGCUUUUGGAUGAGGAAAGUCGAUUUCCCCAAGCAACUGAUCAGACCCUGGUUGAUAAAUUUGAAGAUAAUCUACGAUGCAAAUACUUCUGGAGGCCCAAAGGGGUGGAGCUAUGCUUUGGCAUUCUGCACUAUGCUGGAAAGGUAUUAUACGAUGCUUCUGGGGUUCUUGAGAAAAACAAAGACACUCUCCCUGCUGAUGUGGUUGUAGUCCUGAGAACGUCAGAAAACAAGCUUCUGCAGCAACUCUUCUCAAUUCCCUUGACCAAAACAGGUAAUUUGGCCCAAACAAGAGCCAGGAUAACAGCAGCCUCAAGAUCUUUGCCUCCACAUUUCAGUACUGGGAGAACCAAGGUGGACACUCUGGAGGUGAUACGGCAUCCAGAAGAAACUACCAACAUGAAGAGGCAGACCAUGGCUUCUUACUUCCGGUACUCUCUGAUGGAUCUGCUCUCCAAAAUGGUGGUUGGACAGCCCCACUUUGUGCGCUGCAUUAAACCCAAUGAUGACCGAGAGGCCUUGAAGUUCUCCCGAGAGAGUGUGCUGGCCCAGCUCCGUUCCACAGGGAUCCUGGAGACAGUCAGCAUCCGCAGGCAGGGGUAUUCCCACCGCAUCCUCUUUGAAGAAUUUGUGAAAAGGUAUUAUUACUUGGCAUUCAAAGCACAUGAAACACCUUUUGCUAGCAAAGAGAGCUGUGUUGCUAUCUUGGAAAAAUGCAGAUUAGAUCACUGGGUGCUGGGAAAAACAAAGGUUUUUCUCAAAUAUUACCAUGUUGAGCAGUUAAAUUUGCUGCUGCAAGAAGUCAUAGGCAGAGUGGUUGUGCUGCAGGCAUAUGCCAAGGGGUGGCUUGCAGCCAGGAGAUACAAAAGAAUCAGAGAGAAGAGAGAGAAGGGGGCUAUUGCCGUCCAGUCAGCCUGGAGAGGAUAUGAUGCUCGGAAGAAAUUUAAGAAAAUAAGCAACAGAAGGAGUGAGUCUGCGGUUCCUAUUCAAGCAGGGUACCCUUCAAACCAAAGCAGUGAUCUGCAGCCUACUGUUGCAGGAGAUACUAAGGGAAGUGCCCAGGAUCAAGACUGCAGCGAGCCCGAUCAUAAAAGCAGUCUGCAAACAGAAUUCAGCAGUGGCCAUGGACAGACUUCAAGCAACUCUCUUGCUGUCACUGAGAAAAAUCGGCAUCCACAAGCCCAAGGUUCUCCAAAAGGGUGUGAUGUCUCCGUAGGACAUCCAAAUAAGCACUCCGUUUCUGGGACUGAUCUGCUGUCUUCUUGGACAUGCCAUGCUGCCCCAGGUCUCCCAGGACCAAGUCCCUCGAGGGGAGCCCCUGCAACACCUGUUUCAGAAAAUGGUCAUAUACAGAAGCAACGAACACCUCGCCGAAGAUGUCAGCAGCCCAAAAUGUUGAGUAGCCCUGAGGACACCAUGUACUAUAACCAGUUAAAUGGAACUCUAGAAUAUCAAGGGAGCAAGAGGAAGCCAAGAAAACUUGGCCAGAUCAAAGUGCUUGAUGGGGAAGAUGAAUAUUACAAAUCCUUGUCACCUGUGGACUCUAUUCCCGAGGAAGACAGCCCAUCCUGCCCUUUCUUUUCUUCCUCAUCCUCGAAAGGAGCAUCUUUUGCUCCACACUGAGCUGAACUUCCUGCGCCCCAUGUCUGUUGAGGGUUAGAGCCAUCCUGAUGACACCAAGCUAAGGGUAUCCUUAGGGAUAAAAGGCUGGGAAUAAGGUCAUUAUUUAUGACAGAAACACCUCUCCCUGACCAGCAUAUUGUAAGCUCCAGUGGAUCAAGUUGUGUCAUUACAAGUUAAGUGUGCAGUUAAUUUCUUUGAGGGAUAUAAGUUUGAUGACAACAAUACAUCUUAUGGUACAGUCUGUCACCAGGCACUAGUUUGCUAAAGAGGCUAUAUCACUAAGGCAUGUAGAUCCAGAUUCAGAAUAUUGUAGCAAUUGAUUCUUCUCUUGGAUGACUUAUUAUUGUAGAGGCAUACAAGCUGGUACUUGGGGUUCCUAACUUUAAAACUAUGAGACUAAGAAAUGAAAAAAAUCUAUCACCUGGACAUUGUAGCCUAUUAUAUACCCCAGUCAUCAUCAGACUUUUUCCCAGUAGUGUCAACAUGUUCCCUGUGUCUCAGGAGGACAGAGCUCCGGGACUGGCACCCCUAUUUGUCAGUCUUGUGUUUGGGGCAGACAGACAUAGCCCAUUAUAGAACCAUAGGAAGAGAAGGGAAAAGCAUUUAACAAAUGACAUAAAUCCUUGUUAAAUUUUACUAACUUAGAGUAUAUAGGACUGUCAGUAGUUCAAGUAAAAUUCCCUCUGAACUGUCAGGAUCUUACUUAUUCAUGAAUAAGAAGAAUCUGAUUAACUUCAGUAGCCUUCCCAAAUUAGGAGUUCAGGGAAGUAAGCCCUGCCCUCCAAGUGUGAGUGCAGCAAGAAUUCAUUCUCAUAAAGUAGUGUGUUUACUAGUUGGUAGUAUAAGUCUGCCAUGAACUAGAAUGUAGCUUUCAUUAGUGACUUAGUUUUCCUCACUAGAGUCUAUUUUAUAUCAGAUGGUAUCUUAUGUAUACUUUUCUUGAAAAUGUAUACAAUUUCAGCCUCAUACAAAGUCAGCCUGUCUAUAGUGCACACACACCCCAUUCUAAACUAGUGAAGUUUGCCUGCAGUCGCACCAUUACGCAGAGCAAUGUAAAAUAGCACAAGUGUUUGUGUGGCUCACAAGCUAAAACUACUUGGGAAAUGGGGGGGGGGGGCAAAAUGGGUGUCUGUCCCUCAUUCCUCAUAGUAAAUGUCCUUCCCUUUGGAACUUUCUCUGUUAUUAGACAAGAAGAGAGAGAUCAAGGUGAAAAUAACAAGGAAUAAGAACAGACAAAGCUAAGAUAAAAGAAAGUUUGUCAAGCACCUGCCAGAUGGGAAAAUCCUUACAGUUUACGAGCACCUGAAUUGCCCAAGAUUUUUUACAGAGAAACAGAAGUUCUACAUAGAAGAUAAAUUGCCUGAGUCUCAGACUCACAAAAUCUCUAAGACCACCUAAUGCUAUAAAAAAAAGUAUGAAUGCAUGUAUCUCCAUUUUUACUUCAUAAUCUGAGCUAGAGAAAAUUUACUGCAGCAUUAUCAUCCAGGCCUCAUUACCUCGCAGUUAAUUAGCUAACAUUUGUAAAGUGCUUUGAAGAUGAAAAGCAUCAUAUAAAUGCUAAGAAUUAUUAAAUAAUAUGAGAGGAAAAUCAUAAAAUAGAUACAUUGUUAACAUUAAUUUGUAUUUUAUCUUUCCUUAUUAUCUGCUCCCCAGAAUUUGACAUUUGGGGCUAAACUAUCUAUAAAGGCUGAGGGAGGGGGACGCCGGGUGGCUUAGCGGUUGAGUGUCUGCCUCCAGCCCAGGGUGUGAUCCUGGGGUCUCGGGAUCGAGUCCCACGUCGGGCUCCCUGCAUGGAGCCUGCUUCUCCUUCUGCCUGUGUCUCUGCCUCUCUCUGUGUGUCUCUCCUAAAU